Molecule: messenger RNA, 1104 nt
Organism: Solanum dulcamara
Lineage: Eukaryota; Viridiplantae; Streptophyta; Magnoliopsida; Solanales; Solanaceae
Product: thioredoxin-like 2-1, chloroplastic
Exons: 4
Coding region: 168-776 (202 amino acids)
Biological process (GO): cell redox homeostasis
Source: RefSeq, a predicted model, not a curated record
UGACCCGUGAGCACAAGCGUGGGUCAACAAGCACCCUGCGGAGAGCAACGAAAGCAUAAAUCUCCAGCUUCAACUACUUUACUGUCACUCUUCAUAUAUAUUUAUACAUCCAGAGCCUUUGUUUGAUCAUCUUCUUCAAUUUGUGAUGUGAAAAAGAGAGACGGAGUAUGCAGGGCUACUCUGUGUUUUCACUUAAAGUUUCUUCCUUUACCUCUUUUCCUUCAAACCCCACAUACUCUUCAUUACCCUUUAAAGCUGCUAAAUUCAACUCAUGGAGAAAAAGGCUUCGUGUUGUCAAUCCUUCUGAUUAUGCCCCCAACAACCCUUUGCUUUAUUUCAAGGUACAUGCAACUGCUGCUGAAACUGAUCAACCAAAAUGGUGGGAAAAAAAUGCCUCAAAUAUGGUUGACAUUCAUUCAACUCAAGAAUUUUUAGAUGCUUUAAGUCAAGCUGGAGAUAAAUUAGUGAUUGUUGAAUUUUAUGGCACAUGGUGUGCCUCUUGUCGUGCGUUGUUCCCCAAGGUCUGCAUGAUUGCGGAAAAACACCCAGAGAUUGUUUUCAUUAAGGUGAACUUUGAUGAAAACAAGUCCUUGUGCAAAAGCUUAAAUGUAAAAGUCCUUCCAUAUUUCCACUUCUAUAGGGGAGCUGACGGUCUGCUGGAUUCCUUUUCUUGCUCUCUCGCAAAGCUACAGAAACUAAAGGAUGCAAUUGAAAAUUAUAACCCAGCUCAUGCAGAAGGAGAGCUGAAAGGCACUGGUGAUCCUAAACUUCCAUGAAGUUUAUGCAUAUGACAAGGAUGGGCAGUCCAAACCAUAUUCGAAUUUAUAAGUACGCAACCUGAUUGCAGAUUGCUAUGGGCUGUCACCUUCACAGCUUCUCUUCUAUAAUAUGCUAGAAAGCUGCACAUUGUUCUUUGUACAAAGCAUUCAUUUUUGCCACUGCUGUGAUCUAUCUCAUGUAAUAUAUGGUAAAAUUUCAAAAGUAAAUCUCUAUCCUAUGUGUUUUUAAGGAAGAAGGGAGUUCCAGAAUUUUAUUCUGUUCGAAAUCCAUGGAAAUGACAAUAACCUUGGAGACUAUUGCUCUCACAAUGUGCUUAUAUACAUA